Molecule: messenger RNA, 1519 nt
Organism: Chionomys nivalis (European snow vole)
Lineage: Eukaryota; Metazoa; Chordata; Mammalia; Rodentia; Cricetidae
Gene: Fam3a
Product: FAM3 metabolism regulating signaling molecule A
Exons: 10
Coding region: 24-914 (296 amino acids)
Source: RefSeq, a predicted model, not a curated record
CCUGAGGCCCCACAGCGCAGCCUAUGGGCCUAUGGCGGAGCGGCGCCUAUGGGCUGUGGCCCUCCCUGGGCCGCCAUUGUCGCGCCUGUCAAGCUUGUCUACGUGACUCGUUUGCUUCACCUCGCCGGCCGAACGAGACCACUGGGAAAUUCCCUGAUCCGAUCCCACGGUCCCCAAACAGUGCACCUGCCGGAGGUCCCAACCCAGCGGGAGAAGUGGACAUGAGGUUGGCAGGCCCCCUGCGCAUCGUGGCCCUAAUCAUCACUAUGGGUCUCACAUGGAUCCUAGUCACCAUCCUCCUGGGUGGUCCUGGUGGUGGCCUUCCUCGAAUUCAGCAGUUCUUCACCAGCCCAGAGAACUCAGUGACAGCAGAACCAAGGGCCAGGAAGUACAAGUGCGGCCUGCCCCAGCCAUGUCCUGAGGAGCACCUGGCCUUUCGCAUAGUCAGCGGGGCUGCCAAUGUCAUCGGGCCCAAGAUCUGCCUCGAGGACAAGAUGCUCAUGAGCAGCGUCAAGGACAAUGUGGGCCGUGGGCUGAACAUUGCCCUGGUGAAUGGGGUCAGUGGUGAGCUCCUGGAAGCCAGAGCCUUCGACAUGUGGGCUGGAGAUGUCAAUGAUCUCUUGAAGUUCAUCCGGCCAUUGCAUGAAGGUACUCUAGUGUUUGUGGCAUCCUAUGAUGAUCCAGCUACCAAGAUGAACGAAGAGACCAGGAAACUUUUCUCUGAACUGGGCAGCAGGAACGCCAAGGAGCUAGCCUUCCGUGACAGCUGGGUGUUUGUGGGAGCCAAAGGUGUACAAAACAAGAGCCCCUUUGAGCAGCAUGUGAAGAACAGUAAGCACACCAACAAAUAUGAGGGCUGGCCAGAGGCCCUGGAGAUGGAAGGCUGUAUCCCUCGAAGGAGCAUGGUGGGCUAGCACAGCAGAGCCCUGGGACCAGACUGAAGGAGGCAGCAUGGCACCAGUAUAGGGUGGAGGCCUUGCCCCAUGCCCAGGCAUGAGGCUCCCCCGCCCCAACACAUCAGGGCUCGAAAGUGACUUCAAGGUGAUGAGAGCUGCAGGGCUGGGCCAUUUCACUUUGUCACAGAGCUUAGGUAGCUGUGUCCUUGUUUUCCUAAAGCUGAUCCCACAGUCAGUUCCACCCAGCCCCUUCCUCUGCCUCUCCUGUGUCAUCUUCUAUUUCUUGAGUGCCCCCAGAGGCAAGGGUCUUCAGUGCUUGCUCCUUUCACUGGAGCAGCCAAUGGGUAGGUUAGGACAUCUUCCAGAACCUCUCCCUCCCAGAGUCACUGCCCUGCCAUCCAACCCUGUUUUCAGUGUGAUCCUUUUUAAGUAAGCCAUAUCAGAGUUUAAUCAGAUCAAACCUGAAUGGAGGACUGGCCUUUGGUGCCCAAGUAGCUGGAGUCCAAUCAAAGUUCCUCAUAAAGUAUAUGGUAAUAUGCAGAUUAUCAAAGAGCUCACCUUCUAAACGACCUGUUUGUUAAUAAAUUAAUCAAUUUCAGUGGAAUAAAAUGCAUUCAGAUGUU